This is a messenger RNA of Spirodela intermedia, 4422 nucleotides long. NCBI's taxonomy places the organism in Eukaryota, Viridiplantae, Streptophyta, Magnoliopsida, Alismatales, Araceae. The record is from the annotation of a GenBank genome assembly.
AUGGCUGCGAUCGGUGCUGCGAGCUCUGCCGUUUCCGGCGAUCCGGAUGUGUGCAUUCAAAGGUAUCGGGGUCUGAGGGCGUCUGGCUUGGCUCCCCUCUCGAGGUCCAUCCGAUCGGUGCCUCCAUCUCCUGCUAAGUUCUCCGGAGUAACCGCAGUCUCUACUGUGAGUAUCUUCUUCGCCGUCGUCGUCAGGCUCAUGGUCUUCUUCCUUCUUUCAUUCUGUGUCCUGCUUCAGACUAUCCCUUGCCAUGGUCUUCGUCCUCUAUGCAUUAAAGCUAUCAGGAUAUUUAUCCAUUGAAUGUGGUCUAGGUUCUGCUCUUAGCUUCCCUUUUAACCUUCUUCAUAGAUAUCUUCAUAGAUAGAAUGCCUUCACCAGUGAGCUCUCUGUGAAUCUGUAAGUAAAAUGGAAGAAGACGAAACGGACUCCUCCCAACUGACUAACCUCUAGAAGGGGUGGACAUCCGAAAAGAUGAUUAAUGGCGUAGUUUCAUGUGGAUAUCGUGUGAAAUCAUUCAGAAGGUUCUUCUUCCCACCAAGAACAACUCCCUCCCCCAACUAGCACCCUAAAAUAAGUUUAAAUUAUCCUAUAUUUCUACAAAAUUUGGAGGAACUUUAAUAUUUUUGAAACUUAUAUAUCCCAAAAAAAAUUCUAACGAAAAGCUCAUGAUUUUUCCUAAUAGAGCUCACACUAUCCUUGAUCCCUGUUGGGCCAUGACUUCUAUGUUCUACCUACUAUUGAAUGUAGAUUGAAAUGCCACAAUUGGUACUUGUAAAACCCUCAUAUGUUGGCAUGUAUAAACACUGCAAUGCCACAAUAUGUUCUACCUACCAUUCACUGUUUCAGUUUUGUUGGAGAGAUUUUCCGUAUCCUGUUCUUCAAUUUAUCAAAACUCUUUCCAGAGAUGGAAUCACAACAGGGAAAAAACAUUGUGUGAAUGAAGUUUCUCUGAAAUAAUGUGCCCUGCGAAGUUUUCCAUAAAAAAUCUGUGAAGGGGCUGUGUACUUCAAAAAAAGAACGGCAUCCAUGAACAGUAACAAAGUACUACUAUUAGGGAUGUAAUUGGAUCUGAAACUGCCAUGUGCUUUUAUUUAUAAUCUCAUUCCUUGAAGGCUGCUUGUUUUUACAAUUUAUUCUUUUCUACGUUUUUUAUUUUCUGGGGAAGGAGAUGGCGGGCGUUGUUGUUGUUUUCAGCAGGUUCUCCGUGAUAAUUGGCUCAAUUAACCGAGUGUUCUUACUUCUGCUCUCUCUUGCAUUUGCCUCAUCACUUGAGCUUUUCUUUGCAGCCCGUGAAGACUGACUCAGCUGAGACUAAACGGAGCAAGGUUGAAAUCUUUAAAGAGCAGAGCAACUUUCUCAGGUACCCUCUGAAGGAGGAGCUAGAAACAGAGGCGGGGAAUAUAAAUGAGGCUGCAACACAACUGAUCAAGUUCCACGGAAGUUAUCAGCAGACUAACAGAGACGAGCGUGGUGUAAAAUCAUAUCAAUUCAUGCUUCGCACCAAGAAUCCCUGCGGCAAGGUCACAAAUAAACUCUACUUGACCAUGGACGACCUUGCGGAUGAGUUUGGUAGCGGCACCCUCCGCUUGACCACCAGGCAAACAUUUCAGCUGCAUGGUAUUCUAAAGAAGAAUCUGAAGACUGUUUUGAGCACCAUUAUCAGGAGCAUGGGAUCUACACUUGGAGCAUGCGGCGAUCUGAACAGAAAUGUUCUCGCCCCUGCAGCACCCUUCACAAGGAAGGAUUAUCUAUUUGCUCAGGAGACUGCGGAUAACAUUGCUACGCUUCUAACUCCUCAGUCCGGUGCAUAUUAUGACCUGUGGGUUGAUGGGGAGAAAUUCAUGUCGGCAGAGCCUCCUGAGGUGGUGACAGCUCGUAAUGAUAACUCGCAUGGGACCAACUUCCCUGAUUCUCCAGAGCCCAUAUAUGGCACCCAGUUCCUGCCCAGGAAGUUCAAGAUCGCUGUUACUGUGCCCACUGAUAACUCUGUAGAUAUUCUCACUAAUGACAUCGGUGUGGUACUAGUAUCUGACGCUGAUGGGGAACCUCAAGGCUUCAAUAUUUAUGUAAGACAUAAAAAUUUCAUCCUUUGUGGAUUAUUUCUAUCUCGGAGGGUGAUAAAUGGCAUUUUUUCCGUUGUAAAUAUUUCUUUAAUUGUAGGUUGGAGGUGGCAUGGGGAGAACCCAUCGGGUGGAGACAACAUUCCCUUGCCUGGCGAAGCCUCUUGGUUACGUGCCGAAAGAAGAUAUCUUAUAUGCUGUGAAAGCCAUUGUUGUGGUGCAGCGUGAGCAUGGGAGAAGAGAUGAAAGGCGAUAUAGUAGAAUGAAGUAUUUGGUCAACGAAUGGGGAAUCGAAAAGUUUCGGAGUGUCACUGAGGAGUACUACGGCAAGAAGUUCGAGCCCUUCAAAGAGCUACCCGAAUGGGAAUUCGAGAGUUACCUUGGAUGGCAUGAGCAGGUGGUUACUACCAAAAUCAGUUAUUUUUUCUUUUUACCAAGAUUUUGUUGUAGCAAGCAUUCAUCUGCUGCUGUGCGCCGGAUUUGCAUGUCGUUUUCUAUUUUUGCUUACGAAGAAGAAACUCUGUGUUGUUGCCUUUCUUGGAAUUCUUGCAGGGUGACGGUGCGAUGUUCUGUGGACUUCACGUUGAUAAUGGUCGAAUUGGGGGGAAAAUGAAGAAAACGUUGAGGGAGAUAAUCGAAAAAUACAAUCUGAGUGUAAGAAUCACUCCAAACCAGAACCUAAUCCUCUGCGAUAUUCGCCAGACAUGGAGAAGGCCAAUCACCACCGCUCUUGCGCAGGCGGGCUUACUGGUAAUUGAUUUCAUGCAUUUAUGUGUUGCAAAAUGUUGAUCCUCCAAUCUAGCUCACAGUAGAUAACUUACACCCUAAUCCCCUGAGUAAAGUUGGUGUUGAGCUAGUAUCAGUUGAAUCUCAUAUCUGAUGAUUUCCCUCUCAACUUGUUAUUUUAUCAAGUAGAUUCUUAGAUAUCACUUAUAAACUUCCCUCGAGGUAUAAAGAAAACUGAGUAAAACAGCGCCUGCAGGCCAUUCAGAUGUUGAUAUGGAGUUCUCUAUGUAAAGUUCCAUAGAGGGAAAGAAAUUCCCCUGAGGAAUGAGCAUACAAUGGAGUACUACUAGGUUGGGUCUUUAAAGGUUGCUUUCUUCGUACUCAACAGCUGAUCCUCACUGUUUAUGCCAUUCACAGCUUCCUCGGUAUGUUGAUCCUCUUAACAUCACUGCAAUGGCGUGCCCAGCUCUACCGCUGUGUCCUCUGGCGAUAACAGAAGCUGAGCGAGGAAUACCAGAUAUUCUCAAACGAGUUAGGGCUGUUUUUGACAAGGUAAUCCAUUCUUCUAUGGUGCUACAGAUUUUAUGAUGAAUUUUUUUUUAUAUGCUUUCAUCAGGAAAAAUGGCUAGUCUGAGGACUAUGAAAUCUUGGUACUUGAUGUGUACGUUAUUUCAGGUUGGCCUCAAGUUCAAGGAGUCAGUCGUCAUUAGGGUCACUGGAUGUCCCAAUGGCUGUGCCAGGCCUUACAUGGCUGAGCUAGGGCUUGUUGGUGACGGACCCAAUAGUUAUCAGGUAAGAAAACAGAAAAAAAAAAACAAGAAAAAAAAAAAGUCGUUCUACUCUCCUGCUUAGAGAAUGUAACACAUGAAAUCACCAAGGAUUGAUGCUUUGCUGAGAGAUUUGGUUUGAUAUAAUAUAUAUUUUCCACUAAUUUAAUCCCUUUUGAAUGCAAUGUUCAGAUUUGGCUUGGAGGAACACCAAACCAGACAAAAUUAGCAAGGACCUUCAUGAAUAAGGUGAAGGUCCACGAUCUGGAGAAGGUUCUUGAACCAUUAUUCUACAACUGGAAAAGAAAGCGUUUGCAGGGAGAAUCGUUUGGUGACUUCACUAAUCGCAUCGUAAGUACCCCGUAACCAGCUUCCCUACCAAUGUUUCAGAAGCAUUUUGUGAUUGUUUUGUCUGUAAUUAUUCUCAGUAAAGAAAAAAGUAUGAACGUAUUCCUCACAGUAGAUAAGAUUUUUUGUUUUCUGUGAAAAGAUAAAACAGAACCUUUACAUAUAUUGACAAGUAGUGAUGAUUAUAUCUACAAAUGGGGUUCCAAACCAAAUAUGGUAGUUUAGGCAUGCUUAUGGGUCUGAAGUUGAUACCUUAUCUUGCUUCCACCAACUGGGCAAAACAUAAGCGAAGUUUGUCUGGUGAUGUUCAUCAGGGCUUCGAGAAACUCCAGAGCAUAGUGGAGAAAUGGGAAGGCCCAACAGAGAGCCCAUCAGGGUUCAAUCUCAGAGUUUUCUCCGACAGACAGACAUACGAAGCCAUGAACGAGCUCGCGCAGCUGCAGAACAAGACUGUUCACCAACUGGCAACGGAGGUCAUCCACAACUUCGUCUCAACCCAGCAGAAUGGCAAAGGAGCAUGA